Orbicella faveolata is the source of this 913-nucleotide messenger RNA. RefSeq lists its product as uncharacterized. The record is from RefSeq and is a predicted model, not a curated record. NCBI's taxonomy places the organism in Eukaryota, Metazoa, Cnidaria, Anthozoa, Scleractinia, Merulinidae.
CGGUUUUCUGUAUGGAGAAAGAUGACAUUCGCUUACAGCCGAUGUGCUGUCACUUCCUGAGUAACUCGCCGUGUGACAUUCUUCUCGGCGCAGAGGAAUGUACAAGUCCAUUUGGAACGUACGAAAUCUCCAUGCCGAUAGACAGGAAAGCCCCUUGUGAAGGCAGUGACUCGAGACUAACAAAUAAAAAUUGCAAAGACUUUGAUCGAUCCAAGUAUACUAAGAUGAACGUGUGGAUUCAUUAUCUGUACUGGAGCGACAGCUACCCCACAGGGCCAGACGAUCCGAAAUGUGGGAGCUUCAAAGCCGCCAGUCCUGAACAAGCCACUCCUGACUACUUUAAUUCUUAAACCCUAAGGAAGCAUCUGGAACGAAGGACAGUGAUGCCAAAAUUCUCACUAAGUUAUUAAAAAGAAAAUAAUAAAGUAAUCUUUGAAUUUGAUUGACUAAUUUCGCGCUCGCUCCAGCGGUCCGGACUUUCCCAUCCCCACCCUGACUACGGACCGCUCCGAAAUUUCCAACUUUGGCAGCUUUUCAAGCUUUUUGUUACACUAUAAAAAAAAAUUAGAAUGUAAAAAUUCAACACGAAGCCAAACAAUUAUGAAUUCCGAGAACAAAAAUUCUGCAAACAGUAAUGCUUUUGUCAAUGGCUUUGGUCGAUCCGUAUUGUGCCCUCUGUCUUGAGUACGGGUAACUUAUAUUUGCGGCCUGGUAAUGAAAUGAUGUGGCUGGUAAAGUUAUAAAUUGACACCAUGGCGACUAAUAAAUAAACUAGCUUGUUGCUUUUUCUCGACUUACCGUACUUAACGUCCACUCUGUUCAUUUUACAACUUGGACUGUUGGAAUUGCAAGUUUUUGUUUUUUGUGUGUGUGUUUGUUUUGUUUUGUUUUGUUUUGUUUGUUUGUUUAUUUG